AUGAACGCAUCUGGUCAAAAUAAGCAUACAACUACGUCCAAGAACAGUUCUAUCGCAGCCAAUAAAUGUGGUCUUCAAAAAUCGAAAAUUAAUAUUGCACAUUUAAAUAUUUGCUCUCUAAAAAAGAGGGAACAUUUAAUUCAGAUAAGACUUUUGAUGCAGGAAAAUAAGUUUGAUGUACUUGCCGUGUCGGAAUCUUGGCUUACGUCCAGUGUGAGAAAUGAAGAGGUUGAAAUUUUCGGAUACAGUCUAUCUAGAUUGGACCGGCGAGGGAGAUCCGGUGGGGGUGUGUGUGCCUAUAUCAAGAGCUCGUUGAAAAAAAAGGUGCUUAGGGAUUUAACAGAAAUUUCAGAAUCUGGUUUUCAUCAGUUAUGGUUACAAAUUCAGCAUAAAAAAUUGAAAUCUUUUCUAUUAUGCGUUUGUUACCGACCUCCAGAUAAUCCUGUAUCUUGUUUUACCAAUAAUUUUAUGGAUAAUUAUAUCAAAGCACUCACUUUUGGUAAAGAUAUCAUAAUUGCUGGAGACUUAAAUUGCGACUUGUUAAAGACAGCUCAAGAGGCAAAGGUUUUGAAUGAUUUUUGUCACUGUUUAAAUUUGACACAGUUAAUUGAUAAACCGACGAGGGUCACGUCACGUUCGUCAACGCUUAUUGAUGUCAUGAUGACUUCAAAUAAAGAUUUGAUUGCAGAAAUUGGAGUGCUUGAAACCUAUAUUAGUGAUCAUUUUCUGGUUUACUGUUCACUCAAACUAAAGUUGAUAAAACCGCAUCCAAUUUGCAUCACUGCAAGGAGUUAUAAGCAUUACGACCGAAACCAAUUCCUCUGUGAUUUGGCAUGCAUUCCGUGGCAUGAGAAUUUAUUUGUUGAAAAUGUAAAUGAUAAACUGUCGCAUUUUGAUAGUAAUUUUCAAAAUGCAUUGGCUAGGAAUGCACCAAUUAAGACAAUGAAAAUAAGACAUCGACAAGUACCAUUUGUUGACGAUGAGAUCAAAGAACUGAUGAAAAAUAGAAAAAGAUUACACAAAUUUGCUCGUCUAACCCGAAUGCCAUCUGAUUGGGAGAAAUAUCGUGCGCUUCGAGAUAAAGUUAAAUGUAAGCUACGCCAAGCAGAAAAAGAUUAUGUACACAAUGAAAUAUAUAAUAACCCAAAUAUAGCAUCGAUGUGGAAAGUCAUCAGGAACUGCGUUCCACGUAAAGAGACCACGAAACCAAGUUAUUCCGGAGAUGUUAAGAAAUUAGCUAAUGAAUUCAAUACCUUUUUUACCUCAGUGGGGAUAAAUACAUCAGCAACUACAUUGGCAUUGCUUACUGAACAUGGACUACCCAUACUGAAUCCACCAACAUCUACCGAAAUACCUGAGAUCGAUCAGUUUUAUUUCCAUUCAGUAUCGUGUAGUGAAAUAAGUAAGGUUGUUAUGUCCUUUUCAUCAAAUAAGGCACCAGGAUUUGACAAAGUAUCAAUGGCUGUGAUCAAGGACGCCUUACCGUACAUCCUUCCUACAAUAAUCGGCCCGUGUCGUUGUUAGUGGCUGCAUCUAAGAUCUGUGAACGUGUGGUAUUGAAACAGCUAACAGAGUAUAUGACAAAGAAGAAAAAAUUUACUAAACAUCAAAGUGGAAAUAGGAAGUUACAUUCAACCGAAACAUUAAACAUAUUCAUCUCAGAUUUAAUUCUCCAGUCCAUGGAUCGUAGAGAAGUGACUGCUUUACUCUUACUGGACUUGUCUAAAGCUUUUGAUAGCUUAGAUCAUUCCAUUCUGCUAAGAAAACUUUCGAAUAUUGGAAUCUCGAAGCCUGCGUUGUUUUGGUUUAAAAGCUAUUUGACAGGCAGGUGCCAAUCAGUACGUAUUGCGUCAGUGUUAUCUGAUGAAUGUGAAAUAACUCGCGGUGUUCCGCAGGGAUCGAUACUGGGUCCGGUGUUAUUUAAUAUAUAUAUCAACGACUUGCCUGGUGUACCCAAGGAGUCCAAUUUGGAGUCGUACGUGGAUGACUCAAAAAUAUAUUUAGCAUUCUCAAUCAGGGAUGCCGAGUUGGCAGCUAUGAAACUCACUGAAGACAUGCGAAGAAUUACCGCCUGGUGCUGUCUUAACAGUUUAUUGGUGAAUCCAGAAAAAACCAAGUUGCUUAUAUUAGGUACUAGGCAAAUGUUAGAACAGGUACCUAAAAAUUUUCAAAUAACUAUCCUUGGUGAGAAUAUUACUCCAGUUGCUGUUGCAAAGGAUUUAGGGAUGAUAUUGGACUCAUGUUUGAGCUACGACGAACAUAUCGCAAGCGUUGUUUCAUCUUGUAUCGCUGGAUUGGGCCAAAUUAGCAGAGUUAAACAUAUCUUUGACAGAAAAACAUUAAUUCUUAUUAUAAAUUCCUUGAUUUUUAGCAAAAUGUAUUACUGCUCUGCUGUUUGGUCUAAUACAUCCCAAAGAAAUAUCGAGAACUUUGCUGCACGUAUUGUUACAGGAACAAGAAAAUACGAUCACGUGACUCCUGUUCUGCAACAACUGGGCUGGCUUCCAGUUAAAUACAUGUUAAAAUUAAGAGAAGCCAUUUUUGCUUUAAAUGCUUGAAGGGGUUGGCACCAUUGUAUUUGCGUGAGAAGUUCCAUGUCAGGUCAGAUGUUCAUGGCGUUAACACAAGGCAAAAGAACAUUUUGGAUAUACCAAUGUACAGAUCAGCUGCGGGUCAACGAACAUUUCACUAUAGGGUUGUGUCCUUGUGGAAUUCUCUGCCUCAGUCUCUUAAAAACAUUGAUACUUUGACUCAUUUUAAAGUAGAAUACAAACGUAUGUUAUUAGAAGAAUUUUUAACUGUAAGUGGUGUUUAA
Messenger RNA from Paramuricea clavata, 2815 nucleotides. The record is from the annotation of a GenBank genome assembly. NCBI's taxonomy places the organism in Eukaryota, Metazoa, Cnidaria, Anthozoa, Malacalcyonacea, Plexauridae.